This is a messenger RNA of Neodiprion fabricii, 2788 nucleotides long. Its product is annotated as ATP-dependent DNA helicase DDX11. The transcript is spliced from 7 exons. Gene Ontology annotation, cellular component: nucleus. Gene Ontology annotation, biological process: nucleobase-containing compound metabolic process; establishment of sister chromatid cohesion. Gene Ontology annotation, molecular function: DNA helicase activity; DNA binding; hydrolase activity, acting on acid anhydrides, in phosphorus-containing anhydrides. NCBI's taxonomy places the organism in Eukaryota, Metazoa, Arthropoda, Insecta, Hymenoptera, Diprionidae. The coding region runs from base 227 to 2788 and encodes 853 amino acids. The record is from RefSeq and is a predicted model, not a curated record.
AGUCCGUGGGUUGGCACUUGCGCUUUUGUUUACAAAAUUUGAAUCUCAUAGUUAGUGGGAAGGAUGAAAAGAAUGUGUAUCACUGUUCAGAAUUAAGUCUGAUUUGCUGUUUGAAUAUAGCAAAACAUUGCCAGCAGAUCUGAAAUCGUUAUCCCUUAGUGGAAUAUAAUGAUUAUUCCGUUAUAAAUUAAUUGACCAGUAGCAGUGAUUUUUUUCGUAGAUUCUGAUGGAACCGCCUACAGAAUUUCUUUUUCCUUUUCCUGCUUAUCAAAUUCAAAAAGAGUUUAUGAACCAGUUGUACAUGUGCCUCGAAAAUGGUAAUCUAGGAAUUUUUGAGAGUCCUACCGGAACAGGGAAAUCUCUCUCAAUUAUUUGCGGGGCUGUUAAGUGGCUCCUAGACCAUGAGAACUACAAGAAAAAUGAUUUGAUUGAUAAGAUAGGAGUGUUAAACAUGAAAUUAAUUGAGAUUGAAAAGAAGAAAAGUACAGAUUGGUUCAAUGUUCAGGUAGGCCAACUUGAAAUACAAAAAGAAAAACAAACCCUUCAAAAUAAAUUGGAUUUGAUACUAAGAUAUGAGGAAAAAAUGUCUAAAAUAAAGCAAAAGAUUACUGCCAAUGGUGAAAAAUUAUGCCACAAAGCAAAAUUCGCCAAAUCAGCGUCUACAAAUUUAAUCCAGGGUAAUGAUGAAAAAUGUAAUGACCUGUCUGAUGACCAUUUGAUUUUGGAAGAUUUUUCUGAUUGUUCAGAUGAGUCAGAUGAAGAAAGUGAUCGCUAUGAGAGCACCAAAAUAUAUUUCUGCUCCAGAACACAUACACAGCUGUCCCAGUUCAUUGGGGAAUUAAAACGCAGCCCGUACACCGAUUCCGUACGCUUGAUACCUCUAGCAUCUCGUUUAAGUUACUGCAUAAACGACAGUGUCAAAAAGUUAAAACACCUCAGUCUGGUAAAUGAGCGGUGUUUGCAGUUACAGCGUAAGAAGAUGACAAGUAAAGAUGAGAGAAAUGUUAAAAAAUCCAAGAUCACCACAAACUGCCCCUUUUUACCUGGCAAUCAGGAGUCUCUGAAGACUCAAAUCUUGGGUGGUAUAAAAGACGUAGAAGAUAUAGUCCAGAUAGCCAGGGAACUUGAAACUUGUGCUUACUAUUCGUCACGGAAUACGAUAGAGGAUGGUCAUGUUAUCGUCGUACCAUACAACUCAAUCUUACACAAAAGCACGCGCUCAAGCUUGGGAAUUAAUCUUAAGGGAAACGUACUGAUCAUAGAUGAAGCCCACAACUUGUUGGAUGCUAUAGAACGAAUGCAUAGCACUGAAGUAAAUGGGAGGAAUCUUUUGCAUUCUUUCAAUCAAUUGACUGAGUAUCAAAACAGAUUUGAGUCUCGGCUUUCAGCAAAGAAUCUUUUACUUGUGAGUCAGUUGAGUUUCUGCCUGAAGAAAUUGAUAAAGUUUCUCGGCGGAACUAGUAAAUCUGACCCAGAGGAUGAAGUUGCUGAGAAAGUUUCACGAUUAUACACACUAGUAGAAUUUGAAGUCCUCGCUGAAAUAGAUACUAUAAAUUUAUUUCACCUGAUGGAUUUUGUGAAGAAUUCGAAACUAAUUUAUAAACUCCAGAAUUACAUCGAUAAAGUUGGGAGUACUGUAACCAUUCAUGAAACUAGAAAAAAAAAGACUGGAGUUUCAGGUUUUUUAAAGAGUCUUCAAGGGAAAGAUUUGGAAGCUGAGGACAACUCUUCGAAUGAGAAUACAAAGCCAAUCGAAAAUCAAUCUAAUUCUUUCAUGGUUGUGAUGAAUUUUUUUGAAUGCCUAAAAAACAACUCUUGUGACGGACGCAUAUUCUUGCUUCCCGCAUCAACGUUAGGUCAAGCUGCACUAAAGUUUGUUCUCUUGAAUCCUGCAGCUCAUUUUGCAGACAUUGUAACAGACGCGAGGGCAAUUAUUCUGGCUGGUGGAACAAUGGAACCUAUGUCUGAGUUCAGGGAUCAAUUAUUUGCUAGCGCAGGGGCUGAUCCUGCAAGGAUACACAUAUUUUCUUGCGGACACGUAGUUCCGAAGGAAAAUAUUAUGGCAAAUGUAUUAACCAGAGGACCCAGUGGAAUUGAUCUGGAGUUCAAUUACCAAAAUCGAGAAAACGGCAAACUUCUAGAUGAGAUCGGCCGCAUUUUAGUCAAUCUCUGUAACAUUGUGCCAGGUGGAAUCGUCGUAUUUUUACCAUCUUACAAGUAUGAAGUAACAGUCAACAAGCAUCUCGAAGAUACAGGGAUUUUGAAAAAGUUAUCCGGGAAGAAGCAUAUCUUUCGGGAGUCUAAACUUGCUUCAGAAGUGGAGAAGACACUCGAAGAAUAUACGAAAUCCAUUAAAAGUCCCCAAAGUCCGCGGAACGGGUCACUAUUAUUCAGCGUGAUCGGAGGCAAAUUAAGUGAAGGACUAAAUUUUUCGGACAACUUGGGACGUUGUAUCAUUGUGAUUGGCAUGCCGUAUCCAAAUAUAAAAUCACCAGAACUGCAGGAAAAGAUCAAGUUUUUAAAUGAGAAUACAGCACCAAAUGCUGGAAAUAUAUUUUACGAAAAUCUGUGCAUGAAAGCCGUAAAUCAAUGCAUCGGGAGAGCUAUACGUCACGCGAACGAUUAUGCAACCGUCGUUUUACUUGAUAAACGAUACGCGCAUAAAUCGAAGUCAUUGCCCAAAUGGAUACAAAAUUCAUUGUUUGUCACUGACUCAUUUGGUACAACUGUCCGCAGUAUGGCAAAAUUCUUUGCUGACAAAAGAAAAAAAGACGUCUCGUCGGUAUAG